AUGAAACAAACCGCCCGCACAAUUCAAUGUCGCCCUCGAUUAUUCUAUCUGCAACGACCUGAGAACUUCCAUCGCGUGCCAGAUGCGACACCUAUCGAAGAGGAGCUUCUUCCCGGGUACAAGGCAGAGAACUAUUAUCCUAUCACGACAGACACGACCUUGCAAUCUCGGUACCACAUUAUCUGCAAACUUGGACGUGGAGUCGGAACCUCUCAAUAUCGAGCUGUAAAAGUAUGCACUCGGACUACAGAGGGUGCGGUUCCCGCACAAGCCAGUCAAGAGAUCGCUGUUGCGGAAUUCCUCAAGACAAGCCCUGUCCAAGAGCACCCGGGCAGACGGAGUGUCCGCAUAGCUCUGGACUCGUUCACCCUCAACGGUCCUCAUGGGACGCAUACUUGUCUUGUCUAUGCGCCUCAGGGAAUGACUUUGACCGAACUUCGCGACUACCUACCGAACAACAGGCUACCGAAGCAGAUGCUGCAGUCGACCGUCCAACUUCUUCUGAUCGCGUUGGACUAUCUUCAUAAAAAUAGCGUUGUUCAUACCGACAUUUCUCCAAAUAAUCUCCUUGUUGGCGCAACGGAUGAAGAUGACACGGCAUUCUCUCAACUAGAGAAGGACGAGCAGACGUGCCCUGUCGCAAGGAAGGUCCUCUCCGACAGAACAAUUUACAUGUCGCGCCCCGUACCUCGAACUAAAGGCAAGCUUAUACUCUCUGAUAUGGGCUCAGCCAGAUUUGGCCACGAGACUUUCAAAGGCGACAUUAUGCCUGAUGUCUAUAGAGCCCCGGAGGUUAUUCUAGGUAUGGAGUGGUCGUCUAAAGUCGACCUGUGGUCGGUGGGGGUUAUGAUUUGGGAUCUUUUGGAAGGCAAACGACUGUUUCAUGCCAAGAAGGACGGUGUUCUGGAUGAUGAACAGCACUUGGCGGAAAUGGUAUCUCUGAUGGGCAACCCGCCACCCGAAUUUGUGCGGCGCAGUCCAAUCUGCGCCAGAUUCUUCGACGAAGAGGGCAAUUGGAAAGGCUCUAUUCCUAUCCCCAGCCAGUCCUUCGAAGAUCGAAUCACCCAGGUGCAAGGCGAGGACAAAGAGCUACUGCUUGUGUUUGUGCGCAGUCUGCUUUGCUGGCUACCCGAGGAGAGGCCGACAGCCGAGGAGAUGGCAUAUGAUGAUUUCCUCAUGCAAGCAUACUUUGCCUCUCAGUCUAAACAUGAAGGCUGAUACUUGGAGUUUGCGAGAAGAUGGGCGCGAAGAUGGAAGAAAAGCGUUGUUAGACUUCCGGGUAUUCACGGAAUCACGGAUAGUGCCUGACUUAUAGCUGAGACGUGAUUAGUCAGAACAACGUCAGACCAUAUUAGAGUGGAGCAGGUCUGAUUUAGUCACGAUUGAUUGAAUUGUCA
This is a messenger RNA of Emericellopsis atlantica, 1397 nucleotides long. RefSeq names its product protein kinase. Bases 1 to 1218 code for a protein of 405 amino acids. The transcript has 6 exons. The record is from RefSeq and is a predicted model, not a curated record. Gene Ontology annotation, molecular function: protein kinase activity; ATP binding. Lineage: Eukaryota; Fungi; Ascomycota; Sordariomycetes; Hypocreales; Bionectriaceae. Gene Ontology annotation, biological process: protein phosphorylation; spliceosomal complex assembly; regulation of mRNA processing.